AUGUCGUACUUCGGUCAGUCUACAGUAUUGGCUUAUUCAAACUGCGUUUACUGCGCAGGCGGUUUUCUAUGUUAUAAGUGUUCAACGUGCGUGACCAGAGUCAGCACUCGUGCCGAGGUAUCAGACGCGUUCGAGAGUCGCAUUGGUGAAGAACUACCUGCUGAUCGAUAUUAUAUUUUCAACGUACGCGUGAUAAACUUGUGCAAAAGCAUGGCGACGGAAGUGGCACAACUUCCUCACCUAAAGGUCUUCGAUCGCGUAAUGGAAUUGCCUAUCGUUGAAUUGGCAGUCGUCAAAUCCGCAGAGACGUAUUCCAGAGUGAAAAGUUCGUAUCAAUUGAUGAAUUGGGCUCUGAGUACAGCCGAAUUGUCACUAAGCACCGCGACGAGACAAGCGAUGCCCAUCGCUGUACCCAUCGCGAAAAGGCUUGAAAGUCCCAUCAAUUUCGUUGAUAAUACAUUAUGCUUUGGUCUUGAUAAAAUUGAAGAAAAAGUGCCGCUAGUGAAGGAGAAACCUGCACAGAUUUUAGAAAAGGCAGUAUCGAGAAUUUCGUAUGUGAACGAUUUGAUUCUUGAACAAGCAACGAAUUUGCGAGACAUCAGCUGGAAUACGGCCAAUCAAAUACUCGAUACACGCUAUGGCAGUGUGGCUGUGAGAGGUAUAGAUAACACGGCCGUUGUCGUUGAUAAACUCAUUGACAGAUAUUUCCCCGCAACAAAAGAAGAAAAACCGAUAGACAUCAAUACAAUUGAGGAGGAUAAGCUGCUACAUACUUUACAAACGGUCGGUCACUUAUCUAAUAAAGCUGCUCGACGUGUGUACCUAAACAUAAUAAAUCACCUGAGCACUAUCAAGAAGGACGGUUUAUCGGUUUAUGUCAGUAGUUUAGUUGAGUUUCUUCGACUCACAAAAUAUCUUCACACUGUCAACGAAAAGCCACAAACAAACGGCGAAGUAAAUCAAGAACCACACGAUGAAAAUAAGGAAAAGAGCGAGUAAAAAAGAACACUGCUUCUAUCUUACUUUUCU
Molecule: messenger RNA, 1029 nt
Organism: Cyphomyrmex costatus
Lineage: Eukaryota; Metazoa; Arthropoda; Insecta; Hymenoptera; Formicidae
Product: lipid storage droplets surface-binding protein 2-like
Exons: 4
Coding region: 1-999 (332 amino acids)
Biological process (GO): lipid storage; positive regulation of triglyceride storage
Cellular component (GO): lipid droplet; cytosol
Source: RefSeq, a predicted model, not a curated record